Messenger RNA from Daucus carota subsp. sativus, 1365 nucleotides. RefSeq names its product SUMO-activating enzyme subunit 1A. Gene Ontology annotation, cellular component: SUMO activating enzyme complex; cytoplasm. NCBI's taxonomy places the organism in Eukaryota, Viridiplantae, Streptophyta, Magnoliopsida, Apiales, Apiaceae. The record is from RefSeq and is a predicted model, not a curated record. Gene Ontology annotation, molecular function: SUMO activating enzyme activity. Bases 172 to 1134 code for a protein of 320 amino acids. The transcript has 10 exons. Gene Ontology annotation, biological process: protein sumoylation.
AGUCUAUUUCCCACUUCACCAUCCUUCCCAGAAAAAAGUCACUCAAAAGUCAAAUCUUUUCUCAAUCCUCUCUAGGGUUUUAUUUAUUUGUAAUCCGCAGAAGCAUAUACACACAAAUUCUGUGUCUAUAUAUUCGUAAAGAUUCCGUAAAUUUACAGAUUGAAUCUCGAAAUGAAGGGCGAGGAGUUGACAGAGCAAGAAACUGCGCUUUAUGAUCGUCAAAUUAGGGUUUGGGGGGUUGACGCUCAGCGAAGGCUCAGCAAGUCGCAUAUACUAGUGAGUGGGCUUAGAGGGACUGCAAUUGAGUUCUGCAAGAAUAUUGUUUUAGCGGGUGUGGGAAGUGUGGCGUUGAAUGACGAUAGGCCGGUUACUGAAGAGGCUUUGACGGCUAAUUUUUUGAUUCCUUCGGACGGGGAGAGGGUUGUCGGGAAAUCUGUGGCUGAGAUUUGUUCGGAGUCGUUGAAGGAUUUUAAUCCUAUGGUUCGCGUUUCUGUGGAAAAAGGUGAUAUAUCUUGCCAGAGCGUGGAUUUCUUUGACAAGUUUGAUGUUGUCGUUGUGUGUUGUUACUCCCUUGCAGCAAAGAGAAUGGUCAAUGAAAAGUGUCGCAAGUUAUCAAAGCAUGUUGCGUUUUACACCGUAGAUUGCAGAGACUCAUGUGGUGAAAUAUUUGUUGAUUUGCGGAAUCAUGCCUAUACCAAGAAAAAACUUGAUGAAACGAUGGAGUGCCAAAUACAUUAUCCCAGUUUUGAGGAAUCUAUUUCAGUACCAUGGAGUUCUCUUCCUAAGAGACUUUCGAAGUUGUACUUCGCAAUGAGAGUGAUUGAAAGGUUUGAAGAUGUUGAGAAUCGUCGGCAUGGAGAAACUACAAUUGCGGACCUUGCUGAUGUUCUCAAGUUGAGAACUGAACUAUGUCAAGCGAAUUCGGUGAAUGAAUCACAGGUUCCUGAUUCUCUUUUGGAAAGAUUGAUAGCCGGUCCUAGUGAAUUUCCUCCCGUGUGUGCUAUCAUUGGAGGAAUUCUUGGGCAGGAAGUGAUCAAGGCAAUAUCAGGUAAGGGUGAUCCUAUAAAGAAUUUCUUCUUUUUUGAUGCUGCGGACGGCAAAGGCGUGAUAGAAGACAUAUUAAGCAACCCAUAAUCAGUGAAGAAGCUGGCAGCCAGAAUUUAGGAUUUUAACUUGUGAUUGUUAAUGAAUGAGUAUUAUAGUAUUAGAUGAUGAAUUUUACACCUUGUGGGAUGCCUGAUGCCGCUGAUGAUGAUUUGUAUGAUUUGCAAAGAAUCGCACUGCUCUUCUAACAACUAUAACUUAACAUUAAGAAACUGUUGUAUUAAUUGAUCUGAGAAUACCAGCACUUGGAUUCCUUUGUCA